Mus musculus (house mouse) is the source of this 2311-nucleotide messenger RNA. It is a transcript of the gene Msmo1, whose product is annotated as methylsterol monoxygenase 1. NCBI's taxonomy places the organism in Eukaryota, Metazoa, Chordata, Mammalia, Rodentia, Muridae. Gene Ontology annotation, cellular component: endoplasmic reticulum membrane. The coding region runs from base 583 to 1464 and encodes 293 amino acids. The transcript has 7 exons. Gene Ontology annotation, molecular function: C-4 methylsterol oxidase activity; oxidoreductase activity, acting on paired donors, with incorporation or reduction of molecular oxygen; iron ion binding. The record is from RefSeq and is a predicted model, not a curated record. Gene Ontology annotation, biological process: cholesterol biosynthetic process; lipid biosynthetic process.
GACGACUGGCUGGCCGCGCGGGUCUCACUAUUCUCACUCCAUCCGCGCAGCCAAUGACUGGCGCCGCUAGGGCUUCGUUGACUUGAGUCACACGCUGCCGGGCCUUAGCACGGACCAAUCACUGCACGGCGAAGGCAGGGCGGGAGUGGGGCGGACCAAUUACGACAGGCGAGCCGGGGCCCGGCCUCCGGGCCCUGCCCCUGAGCCGGCAGAGGUAGUGAGGAGGCCGCUGCACCUGCCAGGACUUGCGCUUAGACCGCUGUCUGUCGCGGGGACGCCAGUGUUUUGCCUACAUCUCUGUUCGUGGAAGCUUGGUACCCUUGGUGUGAGAAGAAGGCAUCAGAUCCCUUGGAACUGGAGUUCUGUAUGGUGUGUGCAACCAUGUGGGUGCUGGGAACUGAAUCUAGGCCCUCUGCAGCAAGAGCAACAAGUGCUCCUCACUGCUGACCCAGUCUCCAGUCCCAUGCAGGUAUUUUUAGAAUGAAGAAAGUGGGCUUCCUGCGAACAUGAAGGACACGAAAUGAAAAAGGAUAAAGGAGAGCCAUGUCCUUGGAAUAAAAGGUCCCUCGCAGAGAUUUGAAAAUGGCCACAAACAAAAGUGUUGGCGUGUUCAGCUCUGCAUCCCUGGCUGUGGAGUAUGUGGACUCACUGUUGCCGGAGAAUCCUCUGCAGGAGCCCUUUAAGAAUGCUUGGGUCUACAUGUUGGACAACUAUACAAAGUUCCAGAUCGCAACCUGGGGCUCCCUGAUAGUUCACGAAGCCAUCUAUUUCUUGUUCUCUUUACCUGGAUUCCUAUUCCAGUUUAUACCUUACAUGAGAAAGUACAAGAUUCAAAAGGAUAAACCAGAAACCUUCGAAGGCCAGUGGAAGUGUUUGAAAAAAAUUCUAUUUAAUCAUUUUUUUAUCCAGUUGCCUCUGAUUUGUGGAACAUACUAUUUUACAGAGUUUUUCAAUAUUCCUUAUGAUUGGGAAAGAAUGCCAAGAUGGUACUUAACUUUGGCAAGGUGUUUGGGCUGUGCAGUCAUUGAGGACACCUGGCAUUAUUUCCUGCACAGACUCCUUCACCACAAGAGAAUUUAUAAAUACAUUCAUAAAGUCCAUCACGAGUUUCAGGCUCCAUUUGGAAUCGAAGCAGAAUACGCACAUCCCUUGGAAACCCUGAUUCUUGGGACAGGAUUUUUCAUCGGAAUUGUGCUUUUGUGUGAUCACGUAAUUCUCCUGUGGGCAUGGGUGACCAUACGUUUGCUGGAAACCAUCGAUGUGCACAGCGGUUAUGAUAUUCCUCUCAACCCGCUGAACUUGGUUCCUUUUUAUACGGGCGCUCGGCACCAUGAUUUCCACCACAUGAACUUCAUUGGGAAUUAUGCCUCCACCUUCACGUGGUGGGAUAAACUCUUUGGGACAGAUGCCCAGUAUCAUGCCUACAUUGAAAAAUCGAAGAAGCUUGGGAAAAAGUCUGAUUGAGCACCCCCACUCGACGCCUUCCUCAACUGCAGCUGGCCACUAACACUGCUUCUGGGGACUUGGCUGCCAAGUGAUAAAAACGUUAACGACCUUUAAGUACUCUUCCAGAUGAGAGCUCUUCUACCUUACGUCCAAGAUCUGUAUAUGUGGGAACAAAUAAGUAAAUAUAUAUACAUAUAUAUAUAUUUAAGUACAGUUUUCAUCAGGAGGUUUUAAAGGCCAUAUUGCUAACCUCACCAAAAGGUUUCGGGAACUGGAGGAAGUAUUAAUGUACAACUCACCACUUCAUGCCAUAGGAGGCUGAAGUUGACGUUGCCUUUUAAGCCUUUUACAUACACUGGUCAGUUCGGAAAAUUCUCAACAAUAAUGUUUGCCUUCUAGUUUAAGACAUGGUGUAUUUUAGAAAUUACCUGAAGUGAAGCUAUCACGAAGUGAGUGUAUCACCUGGUGAGCGAGUGACUGAAACCUGCUCUGGUCUGGGUUUGACCAGGUUAGGACUAUUCUUUCUGUGAAGGAUUGUUUGAUUGUAGUAACUCUAUUGGCAUCUUGUAAAUUGGCUCAUUUCCUACGUGAUGUACAUAGAAUAUUAUAGCCUAAAGAUUUUCCAGUUACUUGCGGUCUUUUUAAAUUGAGGAGCCCCACUUCCACUGUCCACCCCUUGUCUUUGUGUGUCAGGUGAUCAUUGAAAUCGUAUCUUGAGCUUGAAUUCACUUCUCUGUCUGUUUCCGGAGCUGGUGAAAUAAAUGUGAUUUUUGUCCGAUCCUUCUGGUUUUCAUGAAGAUUAGCUGCCAUGUUUUAUUCUUAUAAGGAAAAGCACAGAGAUCAUUAAAGUAAGUUUUACAAUAAA